Oncorhynchus gorbuscha (pink salmon) is the source of this 6232-nucleotide messenger RNA. Its product is annotated as tyrosine-protein kinase JAK2-like. The transcript is spliced from 27 exons. Gene Ontology annotation, molecular function: ATP binding; non-membrane spanning protein tyrosine kinase activity; cytokine receptor binding. NCBI's taxonomy places the organism in Eukaryota, Metazoa, Chordata, Actinopteri, Salmoniformes, Salmonidae. Gene Ontology annotation, cellular component: membrane; cytoskeleton; cytosol. Gene Ontology annotation, biological process: cell surface receptor signaling pathway via JAK-STAT; cell differentiation; hemopoiesis. The record is from RefSeq and is a predicted model, not a curated record. The coding region runs from base 401 to 3952 and encodes 1183 amino acids.
ACAGACUACAGUGGCUUGAAAUUACACUUUGCUUGGUUUAGUCACGGUCCAGCCAUGAGUAAUAUACUACAUAUGUCAACGUGUGCGUGCUAAUUUAUCAGCUAUAGAGUGAAAACUUUGUGCAAGAUAAAGUUUUCUAGAAAUCUAUUUAGAUUGCUGUCAAAUGUCAAACUAGCGUUCUACACGGAGUUAUCUCGCACCCAGAAUGAAUCGGAACAAGAACCAGACACGAAGGAGACGAAAUUAAUGGGGAAGCACGCGGACUGCAACGUUAAUGUUUUUGACUUCUGCAACAGUCAUAACUGUCAUUCGGAAAAUUGUACUUCCCGGUAGCUACAACAUUCAGAACGGACAACGUCCAGCUCUGCCUGGGCUACUACCUACGUGAAAGGAGCUGUGUAUGCUGAAAAUUCUAGAGAAAUGCAAGAAUUCUAACAGAGGAAGUGUUUCACAUCUAGCAAUCUGGAUACUCUAUUGUCACAGGUCUACUCGUUAUGACAUGGGAAUAGAGCUGACUAUACAGGAAUGCAUCUGCCAGCGUCUAGUCUCUUGUAGACACAACGGGAUGCGGGAGGUGGAUGUAUCUGCUGAGCCACACAUGGACAUGGAGUGUCCAGUAUGUCCCUCGUCCAAUCAGAAUGGCUGUGUCCUAGACCCACUUCAUGUCUCCGAGCCCAAACAGGUAGUAGCUCCUCCCUGUCUGACGGUACACCUGUACCACCUGGGCAGGGGCGGGACCGAUAGCCCAGACCUCACCUAUCCUUCAGGGAACUAUGUGGCUGAGGAGCUGUGCAUCGAUGCGGCCAUGGCAUGCGGCCUGUCACCAAUGUACUGCAGCCUAUUUGGCCUGAUGAGGGAGAGCGACCGCAUGUGGUUCCCACCCAAUCACAUCCUCAAACUGGACGAAUCAGCCAAUGAGCUGCUCCUCUUCAGAGUGAGGUACUACUUCCCUGGCUGGUAUAAGAACCGAGUCUCCUGUGCCCACCGCUAUGGGGUCAACAAAGGGCUGGAGAGCCCCGUCUUAGACGACACCGUCAUGUCCUACCUCUUUGCUCAGUGGCGUAGUGACUUUGUGGAUGGCUGGGUCAGUAUCCCAGUAAACCACGAGGCCCAGGAGGAGUGUCUUGGCAUGGCUGUGUUGGAUAUGAUGAGGAUGGCUAAGGAGAGCAGCCAGGCUCCUGUGGACAUCUUCAACGACACCAGCUAUAAGUCAUUCCUACCCAAGGACAUACGUGCCCGUAUCCAGGAGUACCACUUUGUGACCCGGAAGAGGAUCCGCCAUCGCUUCAAGAAGUUCAUCCAGCAGUUCUGCCAGUGUAAUGCCACCGCUCGCGAUCUCAAGCUCAAAUACCUGGCAAAUCUGGAGAUGCUGCAGCCAGCCCUCUACUCCGAGUGCUUCCGUGUCACAGAGCCCUCGGCUGGAGAGGUCACCAUCGUCGUCACGGGUAACAAUGGAAUUCAGUGGUCCCAGGGGAAGGAUAUGGAGAUAGAAAAGGGUUUCCAGACGUACUGUGAUUUCCCUGAGGUUAUAGACAUCAGCAUUAAGCAGGCCAACAAGGGCGGUGCUAUCGAGAGUCGUAUCGUCACCAUCAACAGACAGGACCAUCAGACUCUGGAGCUGGAGUUCCGUUCCCUGUCCGAGGCUCUGUCCUUUGUGUCCUUGGUGGAUGGCUACUACCGGCUCAUAGCAGACUCCCACCACUACCUGUGUAAAGAGACGGCGCCCCCAAAGCUGCUGGAGGACAUUCAGAGCUACUGUCACGGCCCGGUUUCGAUGGAGUUUGCGACCAGUAAACUGCGACGGUCUGGGAAUCAUAAGGGUCUGUACAUCCUCCGCAGCAGCCCUAAGGACUACAACAAAUACUUCCUGACCUUUGUAGUGGGGCAGAGUGACAGCCUGGUGGAGUUUAAGCACUGCCAGAUAGUGAAGACGGACCAGGGAGAGUACGUCCUCUCUGGGGCUAAGAAGAGCUUCAGCUCUCUAAGGGAGCUGCUCCACUGCUACCAGAAGGAGGCGCUGCGCUCUGACGGAUACAUCUUCAAGUUCACCAAGUGCUGCCCGCCAAAGGCUAAAGACAAGUCUAACCUGUUGGUCUGCAGGGGUAACCAGGGUGCUGAGGUGCCGCUCUCCCCCUCCCUCCACAGACACAUUAGCCAGAUGGUGUUCCACAAGAUACGCAAGGAGGACCUUGUCAUCAAAGAUAGUCUGGGUCAGGGAACGUUCACUAAGAUCUUCCGUGGCGUGAGGAAGGAGCUUGGGGACUAUGGAGAGAUUCACCAGAUGGACGUCAUUGUCAAGAUCCUGGACAAGGCCCAUCGCAACUACUCUGAGUCGUUCUUUGAAGCCGCCAGUAUGAUGAGCCAGCUGUCCCAUAAGCACAUGCUCCUCAACUAUGGCGUGUGUGUCUGCGGGGAGGAAAACAUGAUGGUGCAGGAGUAUGUGAAGCUUGGCUCCCUGGAUACAUACCUGAAGAAGAAUAAGAGCUCUGUAAACAUCACAUGGAAGCUAGAGGUUGCCAAGCAGCUAGCCUGGGCUAUGCAUUACCUGGAGGAUAAGAACCUGAUCCAUGGAAAUGUGUGUGCCAAGAACGUCCUGUUGAUCCGAGAGGAGGACAAGAAGACUGGGAACCCUCCCUUCAUCAAACUGAGUGACCCUGGAAUCAGCAUCACUGUCCUGCCCAAAGAUGUCUUGGUGGAGCGUAUCCCCUGGGUGCCUCCAGAGUGUAUAGAGGUGCCUAGACACCUGACUCUGGCCACGGAUAAGUGGGCCUUCGGCACAACCCUGUGGGAGAUCUGUAGUGGAGGAGACAAACCACUCGGCACACUGGACUGCUCCAAGAAAUGCCUGUUCUAUGAGGACCGCCACCAGCUGCCUGCUCCGAAGUGGACAGAGCUGGCCAAUCUCAUCAACAGCUGUAUGGACUAUGAGCCCUCCAACAGACCUUCCUUCAGAGCUGUCAUCAGAGACCUCAACAGCCUCUUCACUCCUGACUAUGAGUUGCUGGUGGAGAGUGACAUGGUGCCCAACAGGACCAGAGGGUUUGGGUUCCCAGGGACUUUUGAGAACCAGGAGCCCGCUCUGUUUGAAGAGAGACAUCUCAUCUUCCUCAAGCAGCUGGGGAAGGGUAACUUUGGCAGUGUGGAGAUGUGUAGGUACGAUCCUCUGCUCGACAACACAGGGGAGGUGGUGGCAGUCAAGAAGCUGCAGCACAGCACAGCCGAACACCUCCGAGACUUUGAACGGGAGAUCGAGAUCCUCAAGUCCCUCCAGCAUGAUAACAUCGUCAAGUACAAGGGAGUGUGCUACAGCGCUGGUCGGAGGAACCUGCAUCUGAUCAUGGAGUACCUCCCCUACGGCAGUCUGAGAGACUACCUCGUCAAGAACAAGGAUCGCUUCGACUACAAGAAACUCCUGCUCUACGCCUCACAGAUCUGCAAGGGCAUGGACUACCUGGCGACCAAGCGCUACAUCCACAGAGACCUGGCCACCCGUAACAUCCUGGUAGAGAGUGAGCUGAGGGUGAAGAUAGGAGACUUUGGGCUCACCAAGGUCCUGCCUCAGGACAAGGACUACUACACCGUCAGGGAGCCGGGAGAGAGCCCCAUCUUCUGGUAUGCCCCCGAGUCGCUGACUGAGAGCAAGUUUUCAGUGGGCUCUGACGUGUGGAGCUUUGGAGUGGUCCUGUACGAGCUGUACACCCACAGCGACAAGGACUGCAGUCCUCCAGCCGUGUUCAUGGAUAAGAUGGGCCGUGACAAGCAGGGUCAGAUGAUAGUGUAUCACCUCAUUGAUCUCCUUAAGAGAGGAUACAGACUCCCUGCUCCCCAGGGCUGUCCUGAGGAGAUCCACAACAUGAUGACAGAGUGCUGGAAUGGUGACCCAGGUCUGCGGCCCACCUUCAAGAAGUUAGCCCAGAGUGUGGACACGUUCCGGGACAGUGAAGAGGGCUGAGGAACCCUUCCUGGAGGGCUCUACUGGUGGUGACCUGGCCCAGCCCACAUGAUCACCUUGUCCAUUGUAAAAUGUUUUGCUACGGUGUGCCCUAAUCAAUACAACCCUGACGACGCCUUAACUCUCAAAAGACUACGACAAUGGAGUCACUUGAGCCAACAGUCUUCUGGAGCAGAUAGGAGGAGCAAACGGGGAGGAUUACCAAUGGCAUUCUGGGAGAAAUCACAAAAAGACAAUAUUGAAGUCUGUCUUUGUGUGCGAUCCUAGCCCCUUUUUUCCACUGAUUUGGGGAAGGGAAAUGACCACAUGCUGUUCCUAUGCUGUUGUGUUUUCUCCGUACCUAUUAUGACUUAUUUUGGGCUCUGGCCUCAGACUCCAGCACAGGCAGAACACACUCAGCUGUUGUUAAUGCUGAUGCUAAUGGCAAGCACAGAAACACGUCAAGGAUAGCAAUGCGGAAGAUGUGCAUUUAGUAAAGACGUUAAGACUGUUCCAUCUGCCUGCCUCCCUCGACUCAUUGGAUUAUGUCAAACCCCUUUUCUCUUUGUCACGGUAAUUCACAUUGUGUUAAUGUGCCAUCAUCUCGCCUGCUGACCUCCCAUUGGAAUAUGAAUAUGCACUUCUGCCGUAUAAGAACGUGGACGAGACUGUUUUGUCUGUCAGUAUAGUUAGGUCGUCUGUCUUCCUUUUUUAUUGUAGGUUGUUAUGGCAGCCGUGCUGACUGUCAUAGAUGAUGUCAAUGUCAAAACUUCGAAGGUUAAAGUGUUUUGAGUGAACAUAUUUGUUAUUUUUCAUUUAAAAAAAGUGAUAAUCUAUGAUCAUGGCGAGGAAAGGGUUUUAACAUGUAUUUAUUUAAUUGUUUUAUACGAGUGUUUACCUGUUUGCGAGUUGAAAGUAAGUGUGCUGGUGCUGCAUUUGAGUUAUAAUGCUUAGGCUAAAUUGAUUGUAAAAUAUCAGCUAUUUUAUAUCAAAGCAGUCGUACAGUAUUAAAGGGAAUGUUAUUGCAAAACGGGUCAGAAAUAGAUUUUAUUGCUUUUAGUGGCAUGUUUUAUUUAUUUGUGAGAGACAAAAGUUUAACUGCCAUUUUAUUUGGUUGUAGUAUUCAUCCUCUUGAGUGGUUGUAAUUCAAGAGGAUGACAGUGGCUCUUUCAUCUCCAUCCACACCGUCAGCCCUCAAAAAAGGUCACUUAUACACAUGACAAUUUGCACAUACACACACGUGCACAUCAGACCUGGGUUCAUAUACAUGUGUGUUUGAGUGUCUGUUAUUUCAAUGACUUUUUUCGUAUGUAGUUUGAGUAUUUUCUAAAUACACAGAACAAAACGAUUACUUAUUCAAAACUUUCCUGGAACGCUAUUUGAACCCCUUUUCAAAUACUUUGCUGCUCCGUGUCCAACGAGCUUUUAGAAAUUGUUUUUAAAACAUAACAUGGCAUCUUGUCCCUCUCAUGAGACACCAAUGUAAAGUAUGGGCUUCAUAUUGCGAUUUAAUAAGUCAAAUGAGACCUGCAUAGCUUCGAUUUCAAACUAAACUUAACUACAUUCACAACUAUUUUCAAAUGCACACCAAAUAAUUCUAAUAUUUAUUUGAAAACACUGUCUUUCAUAUGCUUCCAAUGAUAUGUAUUUUAAGUCGUUGUAAAUACAUGCAAAUCUUUCCAAAUAUAUAUUUUUUUAAAUACAUUCCAAAAUUCAACUACUUGUUCUUUCAAAUUAAGAUGCUCUAAAUUUUUUAAAUGUAUUCGCACACACAGAAACUUUUAUCUAUUUAAGGCUCUGACUGGUGACUUGUCAAUUACUCAGGUGUAGUAGUUCUACAAUCAAGGAAUGGUCUCCCACGGAGAAAACUGUGGUGAUGUGUUGAGGCUAAAUGGGGGUAGGAUCCUCAAACCAGUGAGUCCCUGUUAAAACUAGCUGUGUGAAAUCCCUCUCGGGUACACCUUGGUUGUGGUGGUAAGUGUAAUGUUCUGUGGAGGUAUGGUAGUCAUUGCGUCUGGUGGAUCCUCCUGUCCUCAUGGCUGACUUAGCUGGUGGCCCAGACCUGCAGCUAGUUGUGCUAACUGUUAUUGUUUCCGUGGUAAACCAAGAGAGUAGUGGGGGGAGAGAAGCUAAGGGAAAUAAGAGCUUGUUUUUCCUUAUUGCCUGACUGUUACCAUGGUGUCAGCUACAGUAAACAUUGAGUAAUGGCUAACCAUAAUGUGGUUUUACCCCAGGUCGAAUGCAGACAUGACAUUUAUUUUUGAUGAACCUAAUAAAUACCAUUCCAUUUAGUGGAAGAGA